Molecule: messenger RNA, 1455 nt
Organism: Morone saxatilis (striped sea-bass)
Lineage: Eukaryota; Metazoa; Chordata; Actinopteri; Moronidae
Gene: rgp1
Product: GP1 homolog, RAB6A GEF complex partner 1
Exons: 10
Coding region: 182-1342 (386 amino acids)
Biological process (GO): retrograde transport, endosome to Golgi
Cellular component (GO): Ric1-Rgp1 guanyl-nucleotide exchange factor complex; Golgi membrane
Source: RefSeq, a predicted model, not a curated record
GGUAUAGCUACGUAUAAGAUAUACUUGUUUACCUGUAGCUGCAAUGCUAACUAGAUAAGCUAUGCCUAGUUCUUCUGGAAAGGCAGGCAACUUUUGUAUUGUUCUAUCCUAGAAGUACAUUUAGCUGCGCCUUGGGACACGACAGCCUCGUUUUCUUGUCGCAGCAUCGUUUGAGGCCAAGAUGAUCGAGGUGGUGGCCUCCAUGGCCCGAGGCCCCGUGUUUCUGGCCGGGGAGCUCAUGGAGUGUCUCAUCACAUUCACCAACCCGAUGUCCCACCUGUCCACCUCUGCCAGCAGUGAGAUGCUGGCAUGGGCCAGUGCCCAGAUCCACUGCCAGUUUCAUGCCAGUGAGAGCAGAGUGGCCCUGCCGGCUCAGGGCAACAAACAGGACGUGCAGGCUGAGAGCGACACGGUUCUUAUUCCAAGCAGAGGAGAGCGAGGGCAAUGUGUGCUGGACACACCACCUAAGAUAUUAUUCUGUGACCUGCGCCUGGACCCCGGGGAGAGCAAAACCUAUUCAUACAGUGAGAUCGUACCCAUAGAUGGUCCUCCGAGUUUCCGUGGUCAGGCAGUGAAGUACGUCUACAAACUGACCAUCGGCUGCCAGAGAGUCAACUCUCCCAUCAAACUGCUCAGAGUUCCCUUCAGGGUGCUGGUUCUGCAAGGCAUGCCGGAGCCUCCGUUUCCCCAGGAUGAGGAGGUUUCCCCCUCCAACCCGUUCCUGGAGGAAGAGGAAACGAGCCGCAGGGAUGCUCGGCCGUUGGAGAGAGCACUGGACAUGCUGAUGAUCACCACCUCAAGACGCUGCCCCCACAUGUUUAAUAUCACCAAUAUGCGAGGGAAAGUGGCAAAAUUCUGCAUCUUCAAGACUGUUUACCGACUCGGGGAGGACAUCAUCGGCACAUUCAACUUCUCAGAGGGAGACAUUCCCUGCUUGCAGUAUUCAGUAAGCCUUCAGAAUGAGGAGGAGAUCCAGCAGCAGUACCAGCGGCGUCCAGGGCAGGCGGUCAGUGUGACCGGACACGGACGACACAUGGAGUCCUGCCUCCACACAGCCUCCAGUCACUUCUCUCUCCCCAUACCCCUCAACGUCACGCCGGGUUUCAGCACAGACACAGUGAUCCUCAGGUGGCGCCUGCACUUUGAAUUCGUCACCGCCCGCGAGCCGAUGGAACCGCCCACAGUUCUGCAGAACCAAUCAGAGGUCACAGUUUGGACCGGGGCGGAGCACGUUGACGUGGAUACCUUCAGCUGGGAUCUGCCAAUCAAAGUCCUGCCCACCAACCCGGCCUUGGCAUCCUACAUGUCCCAUUUUACCGGGACCAACAGCAUUAACAUUUGACUGCUGUGAACAUGAGAUCAUCAGGAGUUCUGAGGGUAUCAACAGAUGUUUGCGUGUGUGUGUGUGUGUGUGUGUGUGUGUGUGUGUGUGUGUGUGAAGAAGACCUUGGUCCA